This is a messenger RNA of Tetranychus urticae (two-spotted spider mite), 1663 nucleotides long. RefSeq lists its product as uncharacterized. The record is from RefSeq and is a predicted model, not a curated record. NCBI's taxonomy places the organism in Eukaryota, Metazoa, Arthropoda, Arachnida, Trombidiformes, Tetranychidae.
UUAACCGUCUUGAUCGUUCAUAAAAACAUUACAAGAAUUACGUAUUGCUUUCAUAAGUUGCUUCAGCUAUGUUUACCUGAUUAACACACAAUUAAAUACAUUCUUAAAUCUCCAUGGUCAAUGUAGAGAUUAAUAGAAAGAUUGAAUUUUAUCUGUGACCUUAAAGAAUCAACUUUUAUCCGUCCAAAUGUGUCCUUGUUGAACCUUGUUUAUGUCUUUCAUUCCUCACUCUUCUUUCUCUUUCUUUCUUCUUCCUUUAUCCUAUCUCUAUCCAUUUAUAUUUCCCACCUCCUCCUCCCUCUCACCUUGAAUCUUAAUCUUAACCCUGUACAACAAUCCAAGAAGUAAACUUAUAUCUCCUCCCCAAAAGUACCUGAAUUAAUAAAGAUCAACCAUCAUUUUGAUGAUUGGUUAUUAUUUGAACUGUAGCUAACAGUUUAGUGUCUCUUAUAAACACAAGUGUAAAUGGUGAGAAAGCAAUUGUGAUUCAACAAUCUCGACAUUAAAGUCAACUUUCACUGAAUAACCCAAAAUUUUGGUUCAACCAAUUGUACCUCAACAGGUACAAUUACAGUUAGGCUUGGAGUUUUUGUUUGUCACCCAAUUGUUUGGUUAUUUGUUUACCAACCACGAAAUACUGCAUUGAUCUCACGCAUUGUUGGACUCGCUGCUGUUAAUGUUUCUGUUGUUGACAACUGAGGCCAUUACCAUGUUAACCGUCAUUCAUGUUUAAUUUCAACUUACAAUUGGUUUAAUAUUAAUCCACAAUCGACACUUUUUAUAAUUUUUGUGCAUUUCCAUUUUUAACUUGACUUUUUGUGUUGACCAUAAAGAAGCAACAUGGCAGCCAUGGAUCUUGUGAAAGCCAUUGGAAUCUUAGUAAUAUCUUCCUGUUUUUUAUUCAGCUCACCAUUGGUACAAGGUGACAGAAUUGAUAGCUGUGAUAUUGAUUCACUCGAUCAAUGUGCCAAACGGUUAUUUGGCUACGGUGAUCCUAAUUAUACUUUUGCAGCCACAGAAGAACAGGUUCUUCAACAAUGCAAAACCUCCAAGGAAGCUGAAGUUUGUAUUCGUCAAUACAAUAAUCGAUGUGUUAAACCAUUUGCUCGUCAGUACAUUAACAUUAUGCUUCGAGGUCCAUCUAAAUCGUUAAAAGAACGAUGUAGCUCCAAGAAAGGCAUUGAAGACUACCUAAAAAACACAGAUUGUUUAAAUGCCACUAAAAAAGAUCUGGACGUUUGUACACACGAUGUCAUUGAAAAUUUCAUGCUCGUUCCAAAAACCAAGAAACCUGAAUGGAUCCCAUUAUCUUGCUGCUAUCUGUCUAAACUGGAGAAAUGUUCAAAGAGUGCAAUUGAAAAUAAAUGCCCUCCAAAUCAGACUGAAUACACGAGUAAAGCCAUGAGAAAUUUAAGAGGAGAUGUUCUUGAUUUAUUCUGUGACCAUGAACUGGAAUGGGGAACCGCAAAAUGUGAUGAAUUUGUUUCUAAUUUACCAGUGAAAGAGAUUAAAACGAAAAAACCAGAUUCUGUAUUGCCGGUUAUACUUAACUUAAUGAAUCGGUACAUAACUAAAUCAUAACACAGCAUUGUACAGAAAUUAUUUUUGUUAUAUUAAGUGCAAUUAACUGCAAAAAACCAAAAAUGAUCUACAUAUCCAUUGA